Molecule: messenger RNA, 1254 nt
Organism: Ziziphus jujuba (common jujube)
Lineage: Eukaryota; Viridiplantae; Streptophyta; Magnoliopsida; Rosales; Rhamnaceae
Product: U1 small nuclear ribonucleoprotein A
Exons: 5
Coding region: 267-995 (242 amino acids)
Biological process (GO): mRNA splicing, via spliceosome
Cellular component (GO): U1 snRNP
Molecular function (GO): U1 snRNA binding
Source: RefSeq, a predicted model, not a curated record
CUCGAGUCUCCCGACAAACAAAUGCAAAAGCCCAGAAGACCCGGCUUCUUCAGUGUCGAAUAUCGCAGUGAUCUGUAACGGUGAGUCCGUAAGUAGGCGAGUGUGUAGCAUAUUUCUGAAGGUCGCAGCCGUUGGUUCCUCUUCAAACGCUUUUCUGCUUGGCUUCGGUGCCUGACUGAGUUCCAAAAUUAGCUUUAAUUUUAGAGGGUUUGGGUUUUAUUCUUCUUUUUAUUAUUAAUUUUUUUUUUUUGAAAAAUAAAAGAGAGAUGGCGGAGAACAAUGGCGGCACUGAAAUUUCUCCAAACAUGACUAUUUACAUCAACAACCUCAACGAGAAAAUCAAGCUCGAAGAGUUGAAGAAGUCGCUGCACGCGGUGUUCUCGCAGUUCGGGAAGAUAUUGGAGGUAUUGGCAUUCAAGACGCUGAAGCAUAAAGGGCAAGCAUGGGUGGUCUUCGAGGACGUCUCCUCCGCCUCAAAUGCGCUUCGCCAAAUGCAGGGCUUUCCCUUUUACGACAAGCCAAUGAGAAUACAAUAUGCAAAGACCAAAUCAGAUAUAAUAGCAAAGGCUGAUGGCACUUUUGUUCCGCGGGAAAAGCGAAAGAGGCAUGAAGGAAAGAAGCGAAAAGAGCAACAUGACCCUAAUCAAGCAGGAAUGGGUCUGAAUCCUGCAUAUGCUGGUGCUUAUGGUUCAACACCUCCUCUAUCACAAAUACCUUACCCAGGUGGUGUAAAGCCUAUGGUUCCUGAGGCUCCUGCUCCACCCAACAACAUACUGUUUGUUCAGAAUCUUCCACAUGAGACAACUCCCAUGAUGCUGCAAAUGCUCUUCUGCCAGUAUCCCGGUUUUAAGGAGGUUAGAAUGAUUGAAACGAAGCCCGGGAUUGCCUUUGUAGAGUAUGCAGAUGAGAUGCAAUCAACAGUUGCAAUGCAGGGACUCCAGGGUUUUAAAAUGACACAGCAAAACUCAAUGUUAAUUACUUACGCAAAGAAAUGAGCAAUGCCAAUUCAUGUUUUGAUUCUCUCUAUGGAGAUUCUCUAUGGAGAGGAGGCUGCACACUUUGUUACCCAGGAUUUUGUUUAUCUUGUAAGGUGCCAAAUCUGUUUGUCUAAAAAUGUUCAUGUAUCAAUAUUUUUUUUUUUUGGGUUCUAGGAUAAUUGACUUCGGUGACUAGUGUCGUUUGGGUUAUUAACGAAAUCACUUUGGAUACUUCUGUAGUGCAGUAAAAUAUCAAAAAUUAUGCAUUUUCGUGGUA